This is a messenger RNA of Prorocentrum cordatum, 1473 nucleotides long. The record is from the annotation of a GenBank genome assembly. Lineage: Eukaryota; Dinophyceae; Prorocentrales; Prorocentraceae.
AUGGCCGCUGCCCGCGCCCUCCGGGGGGCCUUCGAGGGCAUCGUGGCAGACAGCCUGGACCGCCUGAGGGAGGAGCUCGUCGCCAGACACGAGGAGCUGCUGCGGGAGUUCCUCUCCGAGCGCGCGCAGCCGCCCGAGCCGCGCGCGGCGGCCGCGCCGGCCGAGGAGGAGCUCUCCGCCGCCCCUGCGGAGUGCGGCGGCGACGCGCAGGAGCAGCCGCCCUCCGAGCCCUCGACGCGCCGGCCGCGCACGAGCGGCGGGGCGGCCACCGGCAAGUACUUUCGGCCACCAGCUCGUUCCCCAGCCUCGUCACCGACUCCGAGCCCGAGGGGAGCGGGGGACGAGCUCCAGACGCAGCGGCGGCACGCGGCGGAACACAUCUCGGGCUUCGAUGCCGCCUCGGGCGAGUCCUCCGGCGGGCUCGCGGAGGCGGCCGGCGGCGCGGACACGCCCGGCGCGUCCCCGGUGCCGAGGCUGUCGAGGUCGGGCAGCGUGCUGAUCAGGACGCAGGGGCGGCACCAGACGAAAAACAUGUUCGAGCCGGCCAUCUCGCACGAGUCAGACAACGGCCGCGUGGAGGCGGGCGGCGGCGCGGACGCGCCCGUGUUGGCGCUGGCGUCAUUGGAGGAACACCGCGUGUUUCGCGAGGCCAGGCUGCGGCGGGUGGAGACGACGGAUUCGUUCUGGAAGACCACGCUCCUCGACGACUUGGAUGAGAGCACGAGGAAGUGCGUGACGCAGUCGAGAGACCUGUUCAGGCGCAAGUUGCGCGUGGGCGACAUGCUGGUGGACAGGCACAGGUGCCAGGGCCUCAUCCAGCACCCGAAUUCACGGUACCGCCUCGCCUGGGACCUCACCGGUUUCCUUUUCAUCAUCUACGACUUGUUCGUUAUUCCCCUCUACGUCUUCGACCUGCCAGACGAGGGCUGGGCGGAAGUGGCGUUGAUGUGGGUGUCGGUGAGUUUCUGGACCGUCGACAUUUUCGUCUCCUUCUGUACAGGUUACUACAUCGAUGGUUUCUUGGAGAUGAGACCUUCGAGGAUAGCAAGGCGAUAUCUGAGAUCAUGGUUCGGGCCGGAUGUUGCCAUCGUGCUCAUGGAUUGGGCGUUUGUCGUCGUUGGUUUGGGAGAUGCUGCAGGUAUUCUGCGCAUACGUAGGUCACUGCGGGCUCUCCGCAUCAUUCGGGCGCUGAGGUUGGUCCGCCUCGCCAAAAUCAGAGAAAUCUUUACAAAGAUUACCGACGGCAUCAACUCUGAGUUUGUGCGCGGUGGCGGAUUGAUAUUGCUGAGCAUCCUCAAGCUAGUGGUUUCUGUCGUUAUUCUGAACCAUUACAUCGCUUGCGUGUGGUACGCCCUCAGCGGCGUUCAGCUGAGCGACUCGAGGCAGUGCUCGUGGGUGGCCAAGCACGGCGUGGACGACGCCUCGAACACCUACAAGUACCUCACAAGCCUGGGUCGUCGGACUGGUCGAUGA